AUGUUCGCCCGUCUGUCGCGGCAAGGAACACAGUGGCUGACUGUGCAUGUGGAGCGUUCUCUAUCUUCACACGAAGACAGCGAUGGGAUUUCUGUGGACGUGAGCCUAGCGUCCCUGGUUUCUCCCUCUAACCUGUCGUGGGGUUGUGUUACUGGAUUAUACGAACGUAGCAUCUUGCCAGUGUACGAGAGUCUGAGAAAUAUUGUAGAGGAGGAUAUCGAGCACGUCUCGAACCAUCAGGGGGGAACGGGCCCUUCAGAACAAAAUGUCACGGGCACAGCUAAUUCUACAUCCCGUUCAUGUCCAGGCAGUCCACCUCCAGAGAGGCGGAGGCGUCACCGCCGGCGACCAUCUCUUCCUCCUGAACUUCCUGUUAUUCGCCCGCUCGAACCGUCUGCUCCUAUCGUGAUCGUGACACCAUGUCCAGACGCGCCCCGAGAGACAUCCUGCUGGGUUCCUUGCCAAGAUGCAUCUUUCGGCAUGCGUCUCACCGUGCCCACGCAUGUUGCACUUAAUAAGGUGCACCCACCGUUGAUGACAGAUGGCAUGCACCCCGCUCCGCGGAUCGACGAAUGGCAGUACAUUAACGGCCGUUGGUACGCAGUCGUUCCACCUCCGGCAGAGCAGUGCAAAAGAGGGAUGUACUCAAGGCCAGCCAGUGCAAGAGUUCGAUCGCGAUCUCGGUGUCCACCGUCACGGGUGAUGAACGUAGAGGAUUCGAUCUAUGGUUUGUGA
This is a messenger RNA of Pisolithus orientalis, 735 nucleotides long. RefSeq lists its product as uncharacterized. The record is from RefSeq and is a predicted model, not a curated record. NCBI's taxonomy places the organism in Eukaryota, Fungi, Basidiomycota, Agaricomycetes, Boletales, Pisolithaceae. The coding region runs from base 1 to 735 and encodes 244 amino acids. The transcript has 4 exons.